This is a messenger RNA of Thermothelomyces thermophilus ATCC 42464, 592 nucleotides long. RefSeq lists its product as uncharacterized. The annotation marks the transcript as partial. Lineage: Eukaryota; Fungi; Ascomycota; Sordariomycetes; Sordariales; Chaetomiaceae. The record is from RefSeq and is a predicted model, not a curated record. The transcript is spliced from 2 exons.
GCAAAGCGUUCGAUAAAAAGAUCCGUGAAGACCAAGGAGUACAUUGCCCUAGCUACUACCAUUAACGAGCUAGGGUUUGAAGUAAUACCUUGUUCUUAUUGUUUUUCUUGCGGCCUCUGCUGCCAUAUAAUAGAGAGUUCUUCUUGUUACGGCAAGUACGUUCGUAUUAUAGACGAAUCAAAGCGCCUUAACCGGUUAGAACAAGAUACUAAGGAGGCUCUCUAUACCAACCGCGAUUUGUUGGCAAAAGUAUAGCGUCAUCUGGACGAAUCUCUAGCUCGUUUAGACCGUAUUCGUCGUCAAAAGCGAUUGUUGUUAUCUUAAGGGUCGGAGAUAGUUCGCUAGGGUCUUACGUCUUUAGAUGAAUUAGAAGAGGUGGGACAGCAGGAAUCGGGGGCGGUUCUAGGUAUGUAGCUUAAUGGUGGCGUUAACGUUAUUAACUAGGGCGCUAUCUUUGAUUCUGUCCUGGUUUUGCCUUUGGUCGAUCCGGGUUCUGCCGGUAGAACUGUUCUAGUUUCUUAGGGCAGUUUAAAUUCUUAACUAGUUCCUAUGAGUUGUCUUCUAAUCCAAAAUCAAGCCAUUUGACCAGGUA